This is a messenger RNA of Monodelphis domestica (gray short-tailed opossum), 2953 nucleotides long. Lineage: Eukaryota; Metazoa; Chordata; Mammalia; Didelphimorphia; Didelphidae. The record is from RefSeq and is a predicted model, not a curated record.
CCAAAGCUAAAAGGCCUUUUUAAUCACCCUGAAGUUAGUCAAAAAGCCUGCCCUUUACAACAAGAGUUAUCCAACUGGAAGCAGUUACCAAUGCCCAUACAUGGGCAAGUAUGGCAACUUCCUGUAGCCUUGGCUGCAAAUGGUGCUCAAAGAAGAUAACAAGGAUCCCACAGAUGAAAAAUAUGAAAGCUUCAUUUCUAAUAUAACUUCAAGCUAAUUCAUCGGGGUCCUGUAGGCACAAAAGAAAGAGUAUGGAAAUUGAGAUUGGGCUAUCCAAAGCAGGGAAGUAUUGAGGAUGCAGCAUGAAAUGCUGAAAAUAAAGCUGAACUUGGUGUCAGCAUAUCUAAAUCAGAGUAUAGUGGAAAGGACAUUUGAUUAAUUUUUAGAGGACCUGGACUCAAAUACCAUUUCUGCUGCAUAUUACCUGUAAUUUCCUUGGAAGAGGAGGAAGACAGAUCCAAUCAGUGAAAUGAAAGCUUCCCGGUUUCCUUUUCCCUAUCUCAGCCUGGAUUUCUCGGAGGGCCCUUGCCUUAAAAUCCAAGUAAAGAGUAGAGUUUGGAGAACUGGGAUCCUGGUGAGGGAAUAAAUCUAAAAGGUGGGGGAAAGGACAGAGGAAGAGAGAGAAUUGGAAUGCAAAAUUUAAAAAUAAAUGAAAAAAAAUUAUAUAUAAGCCAUGAGUUCAAAGUUUAUUAAGUAUAAGCAAACUGAAACUAGGCUUGUUUGCUCACAUCAAGGUUCUGAAGAUAAGAAACUAAAAUGGCUUCUGUUGUAAUUGAUCAACAACAGAAUGUGGUAACUAGAGUAGCCAGCCUUCCCUUGGUGAGUUCUACUUAUGACUUGGUGUCAUCUGUUUACAUCAGCACAAAAGAUCAUCAUCCGUAUCUCAAAUCAGUGUGUGAGAUAGCAGAGAAGGGAAUGAAGACUAUCACUGCUGUGGCAGUGACCAGUGCUUUGCCUAUCAUCCAGAAAUUAGAACCUCAAAUUGCUGUUGCGAACAACUAUGCUUGUCUAGGAUUGGAUAGAAUUGAAGAAAGACUGCCCAUUUUGAAUCAACCAACAGAUAAGGUUGUUGCCAAUGCUAAGGGUGCAGUAUUUGGUGCAAAAGAUGCUGUGACAACAACCAUGACCAGUGCCAAGGAUUCUGUGGCAAACACUAUUAACGGGGUUGUGGACAAAACAAAAGGCGCAGUUAACGGCAGUGUGGAGAUGACCAAGUCUGUAGUGAAUGGAAGCAUCAACACUGUCUUGGGAAGUCGGAUGGUACAGAUGGUGAGCAGCGGAGUUGAAAAUGCACUUAGCAAGUCAGAGCUGCUCGUGGAUCAGUAUCUUCCACUCACUGAAGAAGAACUAGAAAAAGAAGCAAAGAAAGUUGAAGGGUUUGAUGUGGUUCAGAAACCAAGUUACUAUGUUCGUUUGGGAUCUUUGUCUACCAAACUCCGCUCACGAGCCUACCAGCAGGCCCUAAGCAGGGUUAAUGAAGCCAGACAGAAAGGCCAAGAGACCAUUUCUCAGCUGCAUUCAACUAUGAAUCUGAUCGAGUUUGCCAGGAAGAAUGUUAAUAGUGCCAACCAAAAACUGCAGGAUGCCCAGGAUAAGCUGUAUGUCUCAUGGCUAGAAUGGAAAAGGAGUAUAGGCCAUGAUGACAGUGAUGAAUCUCACUGUACUGAGGAUAUUGAAUCCCGGACUCUCGCUAUAGCUCGAAACCUGACACAACAACUCCAGACUACCUGCCUUACUCUUAUGUCCAGUGUCCAGGGGCUACCCCAGAAUAUUCAAGACCAAACUCACCAUGUUGGGUCAAUGGCUGGUGAAGUCUACUCAGUAUUUCGAAAUGCUGCUUCCUUUAAGGAAGUGUCAGAUGGUCUCCUCAGUUCCAGCAAGGGGCAGCUGCAAAAAAUGAAGGAGUCUUUAGAUGAUGUGAUGGAUUAUCUUAUUAACAACACUCCUCUCAACUGGCUGGUGCCAGAUUUCACCAUUACUGACUUGUCUUCUGAAGCUUAUGAAAUUCCAGACAUUUUAGGUUUGGAUGAUGAAGAUGAAGCUGAUUAUUCUCAAUUUAAUGGAUCUGUUAACCCAAGUCAAAAUAAUGAAUAAAGAAAAAAAAUGAUUUUCUUCAUGUUUUCUCCAAGUAUUCAUUUAGUUUUAGGGAAUUGUAGUUUUAAUUUUAUUGAUUCCGUAUUUCAUUACCCAUAGCAACUAUUAACCAACUUUUUCGUCUUUAUUCAAAUCUUCCAAUUCACUCUUGUUCUUCAUGCUUACAGCAAAUAAUACACUGAGGAAAUUGAGACCAUUUGAUACAUAUUCCUCUAGCUCUUCACUCUUCAAAACUGUAUGCCUCUCUUACUAUGGGCCAGUUACUUCUAGGUGCCAUGAGUACAAAUAAACCUCAUAGUUUUUCAACAUUUGUUAUUUCUUCCUCUCACCUGAAACUCCAUACUGGAGAAAACAAACAGACAGAAAACAAAACUCUUGUAACAAAUAAACAUAGUAAUGCAAAAACAAAUUCUUGCAUUUGCUAUGUUCAAAAAUGUUUCUCAUUUGGUGUCAUUACUGCUCUGUCAAGGAGGUUGUUAGCAUUCUUUACCAUCAGUUAUUUAGAAUCAUGGUUGAUCAUUGUGUUAUGCAGAGUUCUUAAGUCUUCAGUGUACUUUUUGAGUCUUGGCAUGAGGUAUUUGCCACUAUUGACCACCUUUUCCCUUUUGAAACCUAUCUUUUCCUUUGGCUUCUGAGACUCAGUCUUGGUCUAUUUAUCUCCUUAACCUCUCCCUUUCUGUAACCGGCAUUGGCUCUUCAUCCCUGAAUUGAAUUGUUUAAUUUGUUCUCAAAAAAACACUGGAAGUAUGGAUUUUUCCCUCUUCUCUAUAUUUUGUGUAAGAAAUUCUAGUUGCGUAACUAUCUAUUAAUCUAGCUUUUUCAUCAUUAAAAGGCUUAAAAUAAAGUUUGAGCAUUGCUA